Messenger RNA from Ophidiomyces ophidiicola, 531 nucleotides. It is a transcript of the gene GCV3, whose product is annotated as glycine cleavage system H-protein subunit. NCBI's taxonomy places the organism in Eukaryota, Fungi, Ascomycota, Eurotiomycetes, Onygenales, Onygenaceae. The coding region runs from base 1 to 531 and encodes 176 amino acids. Gene Ontology annotation, biological process: glycine decarboxylation via glycine cleavage system; protein lipoylation. Gene Ontology annotation, cellular component: glycine cleavage complex; mitochondrion; cytoplasm. The record is from RefSeq and is a predicted model, not a curated record. The transcript has 3 exons.
AUGUCUGCCGCUGCCCGAAUCGUCAAUCCCUUGCGGGUUGCUUUUGCUGCGGCCCCCAAGGUUCGAGUGUGCUCAUCACCCCUCCGCUACACCGUGCCCUCGAAAGCUGCCUGGAAUACCAGACGAGGCUUUGCGCAGUCUGCCUUCUUGCAAGCAAAGAAGUACACCGAACAGCACGAAUGGGUUGAGCUGUCCGCAGAUAACACGACAGCGUCCAUCGGCAUCACCGAAUACGCCGCCAAGGCCCUUGGAGACGUUGUUUUCGUCGAACUUCCUGCCAUUGACUCUGAGAUCAACGCUGGAGAGACCAUUGGUGCCGUGGAAUCUGUCAAAUCCGCUUCAGAUAUCAUGUCGCCCGUCUCCGGCACUGUUGUCGACACAAACACUGCUCUGGAGGACAAGCCAAAAAUCGUCAACGAGUCCCCCGAGGCCGAUGGUUGGUUCGUGAAGAUCAAGGUUACGGACCAGAGCGAAUUGGAAGGUUUGAUGGACGAGGCUGCUUACCGUGCUUCGCUAGAGGAAGAAGAGUAG